This is a messenger RNA of Penaeus chinensis, 6379 nucleotides long. Its product is annotated as alpha-2-macroglobulin-like protein 1. The transcript has 32 exons. Bases 954 to 5870 code for a protein of 1638 amino acids. Lineage: Eukaryota; Metazoa; Arthropoda; Malacostraca; Decapoda; Penaeidae. Gene Ontology annotation, molecular function: endopeptidase inhibitor activity; protein binding. Gene Ontology annotation, cellular component: extracellular region. The record is from RefSeq and is a predicted model, not a curated record.
GAUAAUGACAACGAUAAUGAUAAUGACAACGAUAAUGAUAAUGACAGCAAUAGUGCUGAAGACAACGAUAAUGAUGAUGACAACGAUAAUGAUGAUGACAACAAUAAUGAUAACGAUGAUUAAUAAUGGUGAAAUAUACAACGAUACCGAGGAAAGACGUAAUGACGAAGAAGCGAUGCCAAGAACAGGGAAAAGUGAAGAUUGAAGAAGGAAUAGAGGAAACCCGAUAACAGUUGACCAAAGGAGAAGAAUGAAGCAAAACUACAGUGAAAGAGAGAGAAAGAGAGAAAGAAAGAAGAUAACGAAAGGAAAUGAAAGGAUAUACGGAUAACUGUGAAAGGGAGAUGAAAGGGAAAGAUGUAAAUGAAAUUGACGAACGAUAAAUGAAGGCAUGGCUGGAAGUGAAUAAAAGAAGAUAUGAAAGAAAGCAAAACGAAACAAGGAAAUGGAAGAAAGUAGGACUGAUAAAAGAUUAAAUGAAAGUGUGAAUGAAAUAAAUAAAAGAAGAUAUGACUAAAAUAAAGUGACAGAGGGUAGGAAUGAAAGGAAAUGAAAAAGAGGUGGAUGAAAGAUAAUUGAAGAAGAUAGGAAGGAAAGAGAAUGUAAGAAGAUACGAAUAGAGGAAAAUGGAAGAUGAUGUGAAUAAAAAAAAUGAAAUAUGAAUAAAAAACGAAAGAUGGUAUGAACGAAAGAGUGAAAGAUAUGAACGAAACAAAUGAAAAAAGAAUGGAAGAAAAUAAAAGAAGGCGACCGAUGAAAGUGACAAGCUAAAAAGAGAGAGAAAAAAAAAAAAAAAUGUGUAAGAGAGGAAAAUUGACAAUUAACAUUACAAGUCAUUCAACAAUCAACACAAGACAGUCGACAAUCAGCCUCGUAGGUCAGUCAACAAUCAACACAACAUAACAACCAAUAAUUGACGCUUCACUCCCAAACAUGACAAGACUGCGGCAGGGAUGUUUGAUACAGUGGCUGACUUCGAAGGAGGUUUUGCUGACGUCGGUGAUGGAGGAAGUGCUGCUGUGGAAGCUGAGGCUUCUCCCAUCAUCUGCCCAGAAAUAUUGUGCUUCAUACCAGAGGAAGAUAACUGUACCGAAGUGCCUGGUGUCUGCUGCUCUCAGUGGAUCUGCGGUGAUGGGCCGAGCGAGUGUGCUCUCGACACGGGCGAAGUCUACCAGAUCGGCGACACGUGGACGAACGAAUGCGAGAUAUGCAACUGCCUGUAUAGCAGCAAGGGGGCCGUCGUCAGGUGCUACAAACGAUACUGCAUUCCGCCGCCACACAGGGCAUGCGUAGAAGUGUUUAGGGAUGGGGAAUGCUGUCCGGACUAUCAUUGUAACAGCACGACCUGCCGGUAUGAGAACCGCUACUACGGCGUCGGAGAAUCGUGGCAGACGGACGACAACUGCCAGACGUGCAGCUGCAACAAGGGCGACCCGAUUCCCGAGAUCAAGUGCGAUGCGCCCGAGAUUUGCAAGCCGGCGCCUAGCCCCGCCUGCAGGCCGAUCGUUUCCGUCCAAGAGUGCUGUCCGGUGGAAUGGGAUUGCUCGGAUGCCUACCUGAUCACAGUGCCCAAGGUGUUCGUGCGAGGAAGGCAGUCGACGGUGUGUGUGUUCCUCGUGGACGACCCGCCUAUCUCGGUUAACCUUACCUUUGAAAUGACGAUCGGGCUGGAUGAAAUUCGUGCCACAGUUCUUGAUACAGUGUCGGACAGCCAUGUGUGUGUGGACUUCCCCGUGCCUGCCGGCGGCGAGGCUUCUGGCUUCCUGUCCAUCAUGGGAACCGUCGGCGCCGUACACUUGUCUAAAGAGCUGAGGAUCCACCUCCUCUCCGUCGAUAAGACUUUCGUGCAGACGGACAAGUACCUGUACGAGGAAGGGCAGUUGGUGCAGUUCCGCGUGCUGAGCGUCAAGGGCGAGAGGGCUGCCAUCUCCUACGAGAACCUGGACGAGGUGUGGAUAACCUCGCCCAUGGAGACGCGGCUGAUGCAGUGGCUCAACGUCAGCAACGACCGGGGCCUCGUGCAGCUCGAGUUCCCGCUGGCCGAGCACGUGCAGGAGGGCACGUACACAAUCCACGUACGAACUGAAGGACGAAUCACAAGCCAGGCUUUCAAGGUCGAACCAUACGUACUACCAAGAUUCGAAGUCACGGUCCACCCUCCGCCAUACACGCUUGUCUCCCAAACCACGAUCACGGUCGAAGUCUGUGCUGAUUACACGUAUGGGCAACCCGUGACAGGCAGCGGCAAUCUCUUUGUGAAGAAACACAGGUACUAUUAUUACGAAAUGGACACAAUGGACGACGUCCUUACCAUUCCUAUCCCGACCUUCAGCGGUUGCACGGACGUCGAGGUGGACACCAGCCUGAUCAACACGGAAGGUUACGGCUUCAUAGGCAAGCUCGCCCUGACAGCUGACAUCACCGAGGAAGGCACCGGGCACAUGGCCUCUGGCACCGCCACCAUCCAGCUGGCUAGCCAACGCCUCUCCUUCACGCAGAUUAGCCGAGUGAAAGAUGCCAAGCCGGGCCUGCCCUUCGAGAUGCAGAUUCAGGCGAGGUUCCCAGACGAAACAGGCGCGCCAGGAGUCGAAGUCAAAGCCUGUGUCGACACCGCGUGCAAGAACUUCGUAACGGACCAGCACGGCGUCUUCAGUGUGAUGGUGCCGCCUCACCUUGUCGAACCUCAAGGCAAACUCAAGGUGACUCUGGCGAAUGAAGACGCUCAGGAAGGGAAUCUUGGACACCUUUACCCUUCAGUAGCCUACUUCUACUUCAGUGUUUACUACUCCGAGUCGAACUCCAGUCUCUCUCUCGCCAUCCCGACGGACGCUCUCGAUUGCACUCCAGGAGAGGACAUUGGUCUGUCUUUGCCGGUGCUCUUCGUGGCGAAUAAUAUAAACACGGCUUUGAUGAGAGUGCAGGUGAUAUCAAGGAGCCAGGUGGUGUUUACUAACUCCUUCGCACAAGCCCUGGUGGCUUCGGACUUGCCUCUGGAUGAAACCGCGCUCCUCGAACCGAUGGCGGAUCUUGAGGCAGGGUUUGUGAGGGGAUCCUUCACUCUCGAGCUGAACAUUCCCUACUAUGCGUCCCCCUCUGUCAAUGUCUUGAUCUGGUAUUCCACCGGCGCCGGCGAAGUGAUAGCAGCCUCUGGCACUGUGGAAGUCAGCACCUGUCUGCCCACCGUCGCCGACCUGGCAUGGGCGCCCUCGAACACCGCAGCCCCGAAGGACGACGUUCAGAUCACGAUCACAGCAACGCCCAACUCUGUCUGCUCACUGGGUGUCGUUGACAGGAGCGUCGAGAUCCUGUCCAGAGGAAAAACAGGAAGCCUGUCAACCGCUACCGUGUUUCAGCUUUUAAAAGGAACCGAGCCUCAUAUGUGGUUGAACAGCCAAAUUGAUAAUUAUGCUUAUUGCUCAGGACAUUCCACUACUACAUACUAUGAUGAUGUUUUGGAGGACUUACCCGUGGCCAAGCGUAGUUACUAUUGGAUGCCGUUUACAUCCAUGUACAUAGAUGCGUUGUCAGCUUUCAAUGAUGCGACCGUCCUCGUGCUUUCUGAUUUGACAAUUGAAACUCGACCCUGCGAACGACAAGAUGGUGGAUUUCAUCCUAUCUACAUGGAAGAUGGUGCUGGUGUAGCCUAUGGAGACAUGGUAGAUGAGGCAGCGCCGGUACAAAUUGCAGACGGCGCAGACAGUGAGUCAGAAGGUGCAAUGGAAGAAGAGGAAGAAAUACAAGAACCUAGAUCCUAUUUCCCUGAGACGUGGCUUUGGGACAUCCACGAGAUCGGAGAGACGGGGUCGACGUCGUUCUCGGUCAAGGUCCCGGACACAGUGACGGAGUGGGUGGGCGAGGCAGUGUGCGUCAACUCGGAGUUCGGUCUCGGCCUCUCCCGGCCCGCCACCCUUACGGUCUUCACGCCCUUCUUCCUUGACCUGACGAUGCCGCCGUCUGUCCGCCGUCAGGAGCGAGUGCCUUUGCGUGUCUCCGUCUUCAACUACAUGGACCAGACGCUGCCGGUCAUCGUUAUUCUGACCCCAAACACGACGUUCACCGCCGACGAGCUGACCACGAGCGUGUGCGUGCCUGCGAACAGUAUGCAAGUGGCUGAGUUCAUUGUGGUUCCCCAAGAGGCCGGCGAGAUCUGGCUCACCUUUAGCGCCUCCGUCAGCAGCGACAGCGAAAACUGCGCCGCCGGGAACGACCUGCCGACCAAGAGUGACGUCAUGAUAAAGCCUCUGAAAGUCGUGUUCGAAGGCGUGCAAAGAGAAAUGGUAAAUAGCGUCUUCAUAUGUGGAGAUGACGCGAGCGAGAGCUGGUCACUGUCCACGCCGUCGGGAAUCAUCGAGGCAUCUGAGCGUGUGUUCGUGUCAGCCUCGGCCGAUCUCCUCGGCCCAACCAUUGAGAAUUUGGGGCACUUGGUGAGAAAGCCCUAUGGCUGUGGAGAGCAAAAUAUGAUCAACUUCGUACCCAACAUUCAUGUCGUUAGGUACCUUCACUCUAUUGGUCAAGGUGACUCCGAUAUCGUCGACCAAGCCACCAGUUUUAUGAUCACAGGCUAUCAGCGGGAGCUAACUUACCGCCGGGAUGAUGGAUCCUACAGCGCAUUCGGAGACAACGAUCCUGAAGGGUCGACUUGGCUCACGGCCUUCGUGCUGAGGUCCUUCGCUCAAGCAUCGGAGUACAUUACGAUCGACGACCACGAUUUGCAAAUGAGCGCUGAUUGGCUCCUGAGUCUCCAGAUGGAAGACGGCUGCUUCCAGUCCGUCGGGCAGGUUCAUCACACUGCUAUGAAGGGUGGUCUGGGCAGCACCUCGUCUUCAGCAGUCCCCCUCUCGGCCUACGUGGUCAUCGCCCUAAGUGAGGCUGGCCAUUUCGGCAUGGAAGCCCUCCCCGCCGCCGUCAGCUGCAUCCAGAGCGACACCGCUGCCACCGACGUCUACUCAGAAUCCCUGAAGGCCUACGCUCUCGCCUUGUCUUCGAGCGCAGACGCCCCUGGCCACAUCACCUCAGCGUACAACCUCCUUACCGCCGGCGACGAGGGAGAGAGCAUCUGGGUCGAGAGCGCGGCGUACGCUGUCUUGGCCAUGUUGAAGGUCGACCACGCAGCCUACGUCGCCCAGGUGAUCGACCUCAUCAGGAGAUUGUCGUCCCAUCGCAACAGCCUCGGGGGUUUCCACUCGACUCAGGACACUAUUUUAGCCCUCCAAGCCUUCGCUGAAUAUAGCAUUCUCUUCCCACCGUCCAACACGAACUUGGAGCUGACAGUGACGGCCAUCACCAGCUUCAACUUUCUGUUCUUGCCAGUCAACCAAUCCGUGGCGCUGACGAGGGAAAUCGAAGACCCUCUGCCUUACAAUGUUACAGUGACGCCCUCUGGAACAGGGUGCGCUGUGUUUAUGGUCGUCCACCGGUUCUACAUGCCGGAGGUCUCAGCCAACUCCAUCUUCAGCCUGACCGUCGCCUCCACCAGCGGGUCAUGCACGACCGCCAACGUCACCGUCUGCGCCUUUUACCUCCUCGCAGACGAAGAGUCGAACAUGGUCAUCGUCGAGCUUGAUCUCGAGUCUGGCUACGUUGCAGAGGAAGGUUCUCUGCAACACCUGGUGGACGGGAGGGUCAUUAAGAAAUACGAGCAAGACGAGCCCGGCAUCGUGGAAUUGUACCUCGAUUCUCUGUCAUCAACGGAGGUCUGUCUAACGGUAGCUGUGUCGCGCGAGAUCUUAGUCGAAGACGUGAAACCGGGCACCGUCUCUAUCUAUGACUACUAUCAAAACUCGGAGGAUAAAUUAGUUAAGCAACUUGCCAUAGAUAGAACUGGUUGUGCUAACUCUUCGCAUAAUGGAGGUAUGGAAGGUCUGGCUUGAAUCGGAAGUCGAGAGAAAGUCAUUUCGAAAUCCCCCCCCCGCCCCUAAAAAAAAUUCUCCAUGAAUUUCUUUCUUUGUUUUACGAUUCUGACUCUCCCAUUAGCGUUUAUAAAGAGCCUAUGAAUAACACACAAACAUCUGCUUAUUGUAAAUUAUUCCUUGUUACAAUAAAAAUCAACACCGUAGAAAAAAAAAGAGGAGAAAUAUAGAAAAAGAUUUAUAUUAAUCAAAAAAAGGCUUAAUGAGUUAUAAAAAAUACAAACAUUCAACAAAUUUCCCCGCAUCAUUCGGUGCAAAGGUCUGAAAUAGAUUUCUAUGAUUCGUGACUUCUGUGCUAAAGAUAUAGUGUCCACAGAAGUAUAAGAGAGUCAGCAAUCAAUAUGAAUCACUUUGAAAAUAUUUUAGUGUCCUGAAGAAAUCGGUACAAUUUGCUAAAUGAAAUGAACUUUAAUGUUAACCUAUUCAAAAUAUAUUCGUGUGAUUAAAAGCAUAAUUUUGGCAGCAUGAAA